AACACACACAAGAUCCUCCCUUAUUCAAACGUGACAGUGUUUUUGACGUUUCUUAUCCCAUCCACCGUGUAUUGAACAUUAUGUAUGUUGUAAUGAAUGAUUUGUGUGUUGUGAUCCGCCGCCCGCUGAUAAGGUGAUGGAGAGGCCCAGCAAACUCCGCGCUGGAUUUACAGCUCUGACCGAGCGAGUGAACACCAACUGCGGAUUACCCCACAACAACCCACCGGUACAUACCCAUAUGAGUUUCAACCAGGAAUUAUAAUUCAGUGGACCUGUGAAGAGAAGUUACAAAGCAGCUGAAUUAUGAUGGACAUUUACUUUUGAAUUAUGAAGUGGCCCUAGCAUCGGUUACAGGAGUGAAAGAGGUUGGUGAUUUUUUUUCAGUAUUAAAGAUUGUGAGGACUACAAACCAUGCCUCCAAGGCCAUCCUCGGGAGAACUAUGGGGCAUACAUUUGAUGCCCCCCAGAAUUCAGGUGGACUGUUUGCUGCCCAAUGGCAUCAUCCUGACGCUGGAGUGCCUCCGGGAGGCCACGCUUGUCACAAUCAAACAUGAACUGUUUAAGGAGGCGAGGAAGUGCCCUCUCCACCACCUGCUGCAGGAGGAGACCUCCUAUAUUUUCGUCAGCGUAACUCAAGAGGCGGAGCGUGAGGAGUUCUACGAUGAAACAAGGAGACUUUGCGAUCUUCGGUUAUUCCAGCCCUUCCUGAAGGUCAUUGAGCCUGUAGGAAACAGAGAGGAGAAAAUCCUCAAUAGAGAAAUCGGUUUUGCCAUUGGAAUGCCGGUGUGUGAGUUUGAUCUAGUGAAGGAUCCUGAGGUGCAAGACUUCAGGAGAAAUAUUCUUAAUGUCUGCAAAGACUCUGUAGAACUGCGAGAUGCCAGCGGGUCACACAGUCGAGCGCUAUACGUUUAUCCUCCUAACGUAGAGUCCUCACCGGAGCUUCCAAAGCACAUAUAUGGCAAAUUAGACAAAGGUCAAAUCAUCGUGGUUAUCUGGGUGAUCGUCUCUCCAAACAAUGACAAGCAGAAGUACACGCUGAAGAUCAAUCAUGAUUGUGUACCUGAGCAGGUGAUCGCUGAAGCCAUCAGGAAGAAGACCCGGAGCAUGCUGCUGUCAGCCGAGCAGCUGAAGAUGUGCGUACAGGAGUAUCAGGGCAAGUACAUCCUGAAGGUCUGUGGUUGUGACGAGUAUCUUCUGGAAAAGUACCCCAUCAGUCAGUACAAGUAUAUACGGAGUUGCAUUAUGUUGGGUCGCAUGCCAAACCUCAUGCUUAUGUCCAAGGACAGUCUUUAUACCCAGCUGCCCAUGGACAACUUCACCAUGCCCUCCUACGCCCGCCGUAUCUCCACCGCCACGCCUUACAUGAAUGGCGAGGCCUCCACCAAAUCUCUCUGGACCAUUAACAGCACUCUAAGGAUACGUGUCCUCUGCGCCACAUACGUUAAUGUGAAUAUUCGGGACAUUGACAAGAUUUAUGUGCGAACAGGGAUCUAUCAUGGAGGAGAACAGCUGUGUGACAAUGUAAACACUCAACGUGUCCCGUGUUCAAACCCAAGAUGGAAUGAGUGGCUGACCUAUGACAUGUACAUUCCUGAUGUCCCACGGGCAGCUCGACUGUGUCUGUCCAUCUGCUCUGUGAAAGGAAGGAAGGGGGCAAAAGAGGAGCACUGUCCACUGGCCUGGGGAAACGUCAACCUGUUCGACUACACGCACACUCUGGUGGCAGGGAAGAUGGCGCUGAAUCUGUGGCCGGUACCACACGGCCUGGAAGACCUCCUCAACCCCAUUGGGGUCACAGGCUCCAACCCUAACAAGGAAACGCCUUGUCUCGAGCUGGAGUUUGAUUAUUUCAGCUCUCCUGUGAAGUACCCUGACAUGGCCACCAUUGAGGAUCACGCUAACUGGAUAAUAUCCAGAGAGAUGGGAUACAAUUACUGUCAGUCCGGACAGAGCAGCAGACUGGCACGAGAUCAUGCCAUGACAGAGACUGAUAUAGAACAGCUUCGGCAGCUGAGCAACAGGGACCCGCUUUCUGAGAUCACAGAGCAGGAGAAAGACUUCCUCUGGAGACACAGGCAGUAUUGUGUAAACAUACCAGAUAUCCUGCCAAAGAUCCUACUGGCGGUGAAGUGGAAUUCCCGCGAUGAAGUCGCACAGAUGUAUUGCCUUCUUAAAGACUGGCCGGCAAUAAAGCCAGAACAAGCCAUGGAGCUGCUGGACUGUAACUAUCCUGAUCCAAUGAUUCGAGACUUUGCAGUUCGGUGUCUUGAGAAGUACCUGACCGAUGAUAAACUCUCUCAGUACCUCAUUCAGUUGGUCCAGGUUUUGAAGUACGAGCAGUAUCUUGAUAAUCCACUGGUGCGAUUUCUGCUAAAAAAAGCUCUUACCAACCAGAGGAUUGGACACUUCUUCUUUUGGCAUUUGAAGUCAGAGAUGCACAAUAAAACGGUGAGUCAGCGGUUCGGUCUGCUGCUCGAGUCGUACUGCCGGGCGUGUGGUAUGUACCUGAAGCACUUGAGCAGACAGGUGGAGGCCAUGGAGAAGCUCAUCAACCUCACAGACAUCCUCAAGCAGGAGAAGAAGGAUGAGACUCAGAAGGUGCAAAUGAAGUUCUUGGUGGAGCAGAUGAGGAGACCCGACUACAUGGAUGCCCUCCAAAAUUUCACCUCUCCACUCAACCCCGCCCACCAGCUGGGUAACCUGCGACUUGAAGAUUGUAGGAUCAUGUCCUCAGCCAAGAGACCGCUGUGGCUCAACUGGGAAAACCCUGACAUCAUGUCCGAACUUCUCUUCCAGAACAAUGAGAUCAUCUUCAAGAACGGAGAUGACCUGCGGCAGGACAUGCUAACCCUUCAGAUCAUCAGGAUAAUGGAGAACAUUUGGCAAAAUCAGGGGCUGGAUCUGAGAAUGCUCCCAUAUGGCUGCCUGUCUAUAGGAGACUGUGUGGGUCUCAUAGAGGUGGUGAGAAGUUCUCACACCAUCAUGCAGAUUCAGUGUAAAGGAGGCCUGAAGGGGGCGCUGCAGUUUAACAGUUCAACGCUGCAUCAGUGGCUGAAGGACAAGAACAAGGGCGAGAUGUACGACUUGGCGAUCGAUUUAUUCACACGAUCCUGUGCUGGCUAUUGUGUGGCCACCUUCAUUCUGGGCAUCGGUGACCGACACAACAGUAACAUCAUGGUGAAGGACGAUGGGCAGCUGUUUCAUAUAGAUUUCGGUCACUUUUUGGACCACAAGAAGAAGAAGUUUGGCUACAAGCGAGAGCGAGUGCCAUUCGUCUUAACUCAAGACUUCUUAAUAGUGAUCAGCAAAGGAGGAACACAAGAGUGCACUAAAACCAGAGAGUUUGAGAGGUUCCAGGAGAUGUGCUACAAGGCUUACUUGGCCAUCAGACAGCACGCCAACCUGUUCAUCAACCUCUUCUCCAUGAUGCUGGGCUCGGGCAUGCCAGAGCUGCAGUCCUUCGACGACAUCGCUUACAUCCGCAAGACCCUGGCGCUGGACAAAACCGAGCAGGAAGCCCUGGACUAUUUCAUGAAGCAGAUGAAUGAUGCUCACCACGGCGGAUGGACCACCAAGAUGGACUGGAUCUUCCACACCAUCCGACACCACGCCCAAAACUGAGCUGAAGCGAAUUUCGACCCACCGGCACAUAACGGGCCAAACCAAGACCUUUGUUCUGGGCCGUGCUGCUCGAUCUAUGCCAUAUGGAAUCGUGGCACCCAAACCUCAUGUACAAAUGACCUUCAGAGCACUAAAUCAACCCAGAAGGACUUUGUGUUUGUCCUCCAUACUGAGACGUGCUUGUACAUUAUAGCCUUGUCUUUUCCCCCUUGUGCUGCUCUUUUCCUGGAGAGUCAAUUCUACUUAUUAAUAUUUAUGAUAUUUUUGUUUUGUGGGGAAAAAAACAAAUGUUGUUUGAGAAAAGGGUUCUGUACUCUUCAGGAGCUUUGGCGGGAAUGCUCGCGUCUUCCUGUUUAAAACUACAAAUGCCUUCUAAUAUGCACAGAACCUCCGAGAACACUCUAGAAAACAGGGUAUGAAACCGUCUGGUCUGUUACCUGACCUUUAUUUACCAAACCAACACUAAUGCCCUGAAAGACAGUGGAGGUGUAACUGAUGGUGCUGAAGUGUGUCCUGUCCUUUGAGUGAUGGAUCAUAAGCUUUCUUCCUUUAUAUGCACAGCGAGCGCAAACGAUAACCUGUAUACCUGAUUAUGCACUGGAUGUUUUGAUUUUUCUAUGAAUUUUUUCAUAUUCUCACGUUCGUAGCACUACAUACUUGUAUUUCUCAUACAAAUGUCUCGUCUCCAUUACAACAUGUUCUCAAUAAUCACAUAACACUCUUCACUAACCACAAGAUAAUGGUGUAGCUCCUCUAGUGCUUGACCAAGAUGGCCAAUAUCUGAUUUAAUGCAGAUAUUUUCAUAAUUAAAUACUCAAUAUUUACUUGCCAUUCUGCCCCACAAAAAAAAAGCAUAACACUAAAACUCGGAUGAAUGUCCUCAGAAGUAUUUAGUGUGGAUUUUGACACAAAGGGGAACUACUGCUCGCCCAAGAGGUCUUUAAAGUAGUCGAAUAUCCGCCAAUGAAUCAAGCUGAUGUUUUUCUGGUUCCAGUGUGCAAAACAUCAGAGGAAUCCAGGUUAUCAGUAAUGACUCUAUGUGUUUUACCAGACAGCCGUAAUACACAUUUGCAUCGUAUGAACAGGAUAGGAAGUGCUCCCCCUUCAGUUGAAUCGGGGUGUUUGGAACAGCAUUUUUCAACCACACUAUAUCUGUUUGCAUAUGUUGACAUGUUUGACUGAUGCAGGAAAAAGACCGAUGGCCCUACUGUAUGUAAUUAUUCAGUAUUUUGAAAGAUUCUAUGGACGAAAUGGAUGUUUUAGAUGGUGAAAUGGCUUUGAGUGGGUGAAAUAUUAUUUACCACUGACACUACAGUGCAGCGCAGUAUCACUACAUAUACUAUAUAUAUGUACACACCCUCUGUCCUCCACAAUGUCUCCUUUUUGUAAGUGUGGACAAUGUGCAGUGAAUGUCUCCGAUGUGGCGCUUCAGCUUCUAACUUGGAUUGAGCAAUCAAGAUAAGUGAAUUUUCUUUUCUUUGUUUAAUCGGACGCAUGCAGUGUAUCGUGUAGUUAGUUAGGGUUAAUUUCGGGCUUUGAAAAGUGGCUCUCGCACUAAUUAACUAAAGCGUUCUUAUGGACAUGUAGAAACAGGAAGACGACGCCCUCUGUAGUCAGGUUAAGUGCCUUGCUUGGGGCCGACAGUUCAAUCCGCUCCCUUUGCCUGUUGAUUUACAAGCUCUCGAGCGUCUACGUCUUCAAUUCCCAAACAAACAAGCACUCCAGCAUCAGCACUAUCUGGCCCGGUGUUUUCUCUCUCGUCAGUUGAUCUAAAUGCCUGUCAUGUUUCUGCAUUACUUUAAAGCUGUGAAAAUGUACAUGUACAAAUGAGGUGCAAUCGUGCUAUUUAAAUGGAUAUAUACAGUAGAUACUGGCAGGAAACCAACCAAUACUAAUUCUCUCGCACACCUUUUUUUAUUAUGUUUGUUGUUUUGUUCUUGUUGCAGCUCACUAUGACGGUGAUCACACCCGCAUAACCGUCUUCAAACUAAAUAAACCGUUUAAAUGACGACUUAUUUCAAGGAUUUUUGCUAAAACCAUUUAAAAGAGUUUUCUUCUUAAAGUCUGCUAAAAUGAUGGGUAAUUCUGUUGGACCACAUCUGACGAUCAUCUGAUCAUUUUCUUAACCCUUCCUUGGUCUUAUAGGUCAAUUUGACCCUUUUGAAUUUUUAGCACUGAUUUACAUUAACUUAACUUUAAGUUUUUGGCCUAAAACUUCAUGACAACAGAGGUGAUCUGAACCUGACAAUGUCAUUUUUGUUUAUUUCAUGUAUUUAUACACAAAGCUACAAAAACAAAAAAAAGUCCCUACGUUGUCCUUAAGGGCCUUUUUAUGUUCAAUUUCAAAAGCUUAUAUUACAGGCUCUGUUUGCUCUAUCUCUCUAUUUUUGGUCUUAAAUCGUUCGUCCAGGUGUCAGCUAACACUAGCAAAACAAUUGUUUCUCUAUUACCAUCUAUUCCAAUAUACAGUUCUUAAAGGCAGGAGACGCCUCACUGCAGCUUAAAAAAUCUUGUUAAAAACGUUGAAAACGCUUGUAAUAAAUGUUCUGUUUGCUAUAUCUUCCUACUUUUAGUGUUAGAUCAUUCCACUAGAUGGCAGAAAACACAAAACAUUUUUUUUUUUUUUUUCUAUUACAACAUACAGAUCUGAAAAGCGGGGGCAUCCCAACGUUUGUGACUCCACCCACAGACAUCCAGUAUAUUUUGGAAGCCCCGCUGAACUGCAUUUUUGUGUCUGCAUUUGUAUCUUUUGCUAAGGUGUGUUUGUGGGUGUCUGUGUGUUGUAUGUGUGUGUGUAGUGUGUGUUGUGUGUGUUGUGAGUGUGUGGUGUGUUGUGUGUGAGUGUGUGUGUUGUAUGUGGGUUGUGUGUGUUGUGUGUGAAUUGUGUUGUGUGUGUGAGUUGUGUUGUGUUGUGUGUGAGUGUGGGUUGUGUGUUGUGUGUGUGUGUGUUGUGUGAGUGUGUGUUUGUUGUGUGUGUUUGUGUGUUGUGUGAGUGGUGUGCGUGUGUUGUGUGUGUGUGUGUGUGUGUGUGUGUGUGUGUGAGUUGUGUUGUGUGUGAGUGUGGGUUGUGUGUGUGUGUGUGUGUGUGUGUGUGUGUGUGUGUGUUCUUAUAAUAACAUUUUGACAUUUUCUACAAUGUUAUGGUGAGGCUUCUCAAAAAACACUGGAUGUCUAUGGCAGAGUUGGGGCUCCCCCUGCCUUUCAGAUCUGAAUAUUGUGAUAGGUGAUAAAGAGAAUUUAUUUUCUGGUUUUAGCUGGCACCUAGACAAACGAUUUAAGACCAACAAUAGAGCGAUAGAGCAAACAGAGCCUUUAUUACAAGCUUUUGAGAUUGAACAUAAAAAGGGUCAAUUUGACCCUCUAGGGUCAACGUAGGGACUUGACCUUUAAGACCACGGAAAGGUUAAUCAAUGUUUUUGUCUUGUUUUCCAGUGAAAAUAUCGAAACAUCCUUAAAGCAAGAGAUAUCGACUGGAGAUGCAAAAUUAUAAGUAAGACCAGAUUUGUGUUUCUUUUUUUUGCCACAUUAGUAAAUUGCCUUGUUUUAGGCAUAAUGUAAUUAGAUUGAGUGAGUUUUAUGCUCAAAACAAGGAACAACAAGAAAAAUAAACUGAAAACAAGACUUACAAAAUUUGACUUCUGAAGUAUGUUUAUUUUGUUGUUGAGUGAUUAACUGGAAGAUAGGGAUAGUGAUUAAUAAAACGAUUUUUUGACUUGCUGUUGACUUGCACACUUAUGCAGUAAUUUGCUGUUUAUACCUUUUUGUAAAAUUCGUAGUAACUCGUAUAUGCAGUAAACACGUGAACAGAUUGCCCUUAGACUGAUGUAUGCAGGUGUUUCGUGCACUUUUUAUUCCUCCGUUAUUUCUCUCUUUGCCUUCAGUCCUGUGGGACACUUUAAUCUCCUGCAUGUGUUUUAAGCAGCUCUUUUACUUGCUCGACUCAGCUGCUGUAGAAGUUAGUGACGGUCAGCAGCUUAUGUUCGCUCACCGAAAGCCAUUUAAUGCAUGCUUCUGUUCAAUCCUUGUGUUGUCGUCUGUACAGGCUACAGAUCUUGGGCUGGACCCGCUAAAAAUAAGCCCAUUCACAAUCAUCUAAUGUGAUUGAUAGCUUUCUAAUUGACAUUUCAUUUUAAAUCAUCGAACGACUCGCUUACAUAAUUUAUUGAGACGCAGAAAUUUUGGAGUCUUUUGUAUGGCAAAGGAAAAAAAGUAGGAGUUAAACAACAAAAUGUUUAAUAAGAUUCAGAUGUUGUACUUGAAUAUCAUUGCUCAGAAUCGUGUUUGCGUGUCAACAAAGCCGUCGAUGUUACAUAGCACUAAAGGUUUAUAUUCAUAGGCAAUUUCAUACCGAUUAUGAAUGUUUUACUCAUCAGAAACUCUACCACACCAAUAAAGAGAGAAAAAAAGAUAAUUUGAAUAUAAAGGAAAAUCAAUUGUACAUUUAUUUGCUGUUAUAUAAGACUGUCAGGAGUAUAUCGAUGACUCUAAUUAAUAAAAAGGUCAAAGCGG
Molecule: messenger RNA, 8130 nt
Organism: Myxocyprinus asiaticus (Chinese sucker)
Lineage: Eukaryota; Metazoa; Chordata; Actinopteri; Cypriniformes; Catostomidae
Product: phosphatidylinositol 4,5-bisphosphate 3-kinase catalytic subunit alpha isoform
Exons: 21
Coding region: 412-3621 (1069 amino acids)
Biological process (GO): cell migration; phosphatidylinositol-mediated signaling; phosphatidylinositol-3-phosphate biosynthetic process
Cellular component (GO): phosphatidylinositol 3-kinase complex, class IB; cytoplasm; phosphatidylinositol 3-kinase complex, class IA
Molecular function (GO): 1-phosphatidylinositol-3-kinase activity; 1-phosphatidylinositol-4-phosphate 3-kinase activity
Source: RefSeq, a predicted model, not a curated record